This is a messenger RNA of Frankliniella occidentalis (western flower thrips), 1860 nucleotides long. It is a transcript of the gene TyrRS, whose product is annotated as tyrosine--tRNA ligase, cytoplasmic. Gene Ontology annotation, molecular function: tRNA binding; tyrosine-tRNA ligase activity; ATP binding. Gene Ontology annotation, biological process: tyrosyl-tRNA aminoacylation. The transcript has 11 exons. The record is from RefSeq and is a predicted model, not a curated record. NCBI's taxonomy places the organism in Eukaryota, Metazoa, Arthropoda, Insecta, Thysanoptera, Thripidae. Bases 164 to 1768 code for a protein of 534 amino acids.
CCACUGCCCCCCUCCCCUCUCUGAGUGCCUGCCCCCUCCCUCCUCUCUCUCUCUCCCUUUCUCCCUUUCUCCUCGUCUGCUACCGCCGCGAGGUUGCUCUGGCUCCGGCUCCCGGCAGCAACUUUCUUUCUGUGUAAACAUUGCAGAAAAUACACUCUCGAGAAUGGGUGCUGUCAACAAUCCUGGGGCACUGACAUGGGAAACCAAGUUAAACCUUAUCACUCGCAAUCUACAAGAAACCCUUGGUGAGGACAAAAUGACAACAAUUUUAAAAGAGCGAGAUUUGAAAGUAUACUGGGGCACAGCCAUAACAGGCCGUCCUCACAUUGCCUAUUUUGUACCUAUGUCUAAAAUUGCGGACUUCCUCAGAGCAGGUUGUGAGGUAACUAUUUUGUUUGCUGAUCUACAUGGAUACUUGGAUAAUCAAAAAGCACCUUGGGAGCUACUUGCCCUGCGCACCCAGUACUAUGAAAAUGUUAUCAAACAAAUGCUGCUUUCAAUUAAUGUUCCUCUUGACAAACUUAAGUUUGUGAGGGGUACAGACUAUCAGUUAUCGAGGGAGUACUCUUUAGAUGUGUACCGAAUGAGCUCAGCUAUCACAGAACAUGAUGCUAAAAAAGCAGGUGCUGAAGUUGUAAAGCAGGUGGAACACCCACUUUUAUCUGGUUUAUUGUAUCCUGGUCUCCAAGCCCUAGAUGAAGAAUAUCUGAAAGUAGAUGCUCAGUUUGGUGGUGUUGACCAAAGGAAAAUCUUUACUAUGUCUGAAAAAUACUUGCCUCAGUUGGGAUAUGCCAAGCGAAUUCAUCUCAUGAAUCCAAUGGUUCCUGGACUAACUGGUGGUAAGAUGUCAUCAUCUGAGGAGGAUAGCAAAAUAGAUCUCCUUGAUCAACCAGCUGUAGUUAAAAAGAAAUUGAAGAAAGCUUUCUGUGAGCCGGGAAAUAUCACAGAUAAUGGCAUACUCUCAUUUGUAAAGCAUGUGAUAUUCCCCUUGAACUCGGAAGAAGGACUUUUGGUACCUCGCUCAGCGGACCAUGGUGGAGACAUCAAGUUCUCAACCUAUGAAGCCCUAGAAGAAGCUUUUGCUAAGCAGGAUAUCCACCCUGGGGAUCUCAAAGCAGCAGUAGAACCACGUAUUAACAAAUUAUUGGAACCCAUAAUCAAACAUUUUGAAGAUCCUGAACUCAAAAAACUUACAGCUAAAGCAUAUCCUCCUCCCGCCAAAGCUGGAAAGGGUGGAGCAGGAGCUGGAGCUGGAGCGGCCACAGAUGAGCAGACACCCAGCCGUCUUGAUAUUCGUGUGGGUAAAAUUGUGGAAGUUGAAAACCAUCCUGAAGCUGACAGUUUGUAUGUAGAGAAGAUUGAUGUUGGUGAGGGUGUGCCUAGAACAAUUGUUAGUGGCUUGAGGAACUUUGUUCCUAUUGAAGAAAUGAAGAACCGUGAUGUUAUUGUGUUGUGCAAUCUGAAACCAGCAAAAAUGAGGGGCAUUGAAUCUUGUGGGAUGGUGUUAUGUGCUUCUGUUGAUGAACCGAAGGCUGUUGAACCUCUGUCACCACCUGAGGGAAGUGCGCCUGGUGAAAAGGUAUUUGUUGAAGGCUUUGAAACUGGCUCACCAGAUGAAGUGCUUAACCCAAAGAAGAAGGUUUGGGAAAAAUUAUCGGCGGAUUUAAAAACAUCAUCUCAGUGUGAAGCACAAUGGCAAGGUAACUCUCUCUUAACUAAAUUAGGAAAGAUCACUUGUAAAUCUCUCAAAUCUGCCCCAAUCAAGUAAGAUAAGAGCAAAUUUGAUUUUACUGAACAAAUUAUUUAUUUGUCAAUCUGCGUCAAGACAUUAAAAAGUUGUGUCAGUGUUGACAAUCAAAA